Molecule: messenger RNA, 615 nt
Organism: Symbiodinium necroappetens
Lineage: Eukaryota; Dinophyceae; Suessiales; Symbiodiniaceae
Source: the annotation of a GenBank genome assembly
AUGAGCCUUGAUGAGCCUUGGUGCCUCCGUGUUCCCGUGUUCAGGAAGUUGCCGCAAGCCACUGGAGCAGGCCUCAAGCUGCUCGAAGUGGGUGCUGGGCUGGGCCUCCUGGGCCUCACCGCCCAGAAGCUACUUCCGGAAGCACAGGUGGUGAUGACGGACUAUGACCCUGCCGUGCUCGCAGCGAUUGAGACGAACAUCGCCGCGAAUUUCCGUGAAGAUGAGCGCAAACCGACCACAGGACGGUUGGACUUCCGCGACUUCACCUCAGCCGCCCUGGAAGCAUCAGGUGGCGAGCCGCCAGGAGGCACCUUGAAGGAACUUGUCGAGACAGGCCAGCUGGGCUCGUUUCAUCUGGUGCUGGGCAGCGACGUCGUGUACGACUCUUACCAUGGGCGGCAGCUGGCGCUGGUGAUCUCUGCCAUGCUCCUGCCGCAAAGAGACCACCAGGGCCCGGCCCCCUGUGCCGUGUUCCUUCUGCCAGACUCCCGGCCGCGCCUUGCAAGCUUCGUCCAAGCGCUGCCAAGUGCAGGCCUGAGCUGUCGAAUCGAAAGACUGGAGACCCAGUGCGCCUUCUUCCGACGAUUGCGCCGUUACCACCCCAGCCUGGGCGAG